GAGGUCCUCACAGCUUUGUGCUGCCUGCCCGCGGGCACCUCUCUUGGCCCUGCCCGGCCCGCCCCGCCCACCACGACCCCUGCUGCAGGGGAGCGGAGACCCGGCGGCCGCUGCGGACUCGAGCGAGAUCGACGCAAGGUCAGGGGCGGACGCGCGCUCGGGGCGCCCGUGUGCCGGAUACGCGGCGGGGAAGCCGGCGAGCAGGCUGGAGGGCUCCCUGGAGGAUCCAGAAGUUGCUUCCAUCAUGGCAGAGCUCAAGGUGGAGACCCGGGCCAGCGUGGACUGGCAGAAGCGUUGCCUGGCCCUGGAAACCCAGCUUUUCAGGUUCCGCCUGCAGGCCAGCAAGAUAAGGGAGCUGCUGGCCGACAAGAUGCAGGAGCUGGAGCAGAGGCUGCUGGAAGCAGAGCAGAGAGCAGAGAACGCGGAGACCCAGGUGGGUAUGAUGGAAGAAAAGGUGAAAUUGUCCAAUCUGAAGAAUGUGGACUCAGCAGGCAGUCUGCACCGGAAGUACCAAGAUUUGCUGAAAGCCAUGCAAGGCAAAGAUGAGCUCAUCGGCCAGCUGGAGGCGCAGCUGGAGAAGCAGAAGCAGAUGAGAGCUGAGGAAGCAAAAAUCGUUCAAGAAAAAGCUGCAAAGAUCAAGGAAUGGGUGACGCUGAAAUUAGCAGAGCUUGAGAUGGAGAAUCAGCACCUGAAAAGCUGUAAUCAGCACCUGGUGGAGCAGGUGGGAGCCCUUCAAGAUGCGCUAGAAGCUCUUCAGAUGACACCUUCAGGAAAGCUGCUGGUGGCCCCUCAGGGAACCGUGGAGCAAGAUUCUGUCCCUUCAGGGCCAGGAGCCCAGCCAGUGGGGCAGGACAGUGAUACCCGGGCCCAGAGUCCCCUGAAGGCAGCCAUGCCUGCACCUUCUCCAGGUCCUCCGCAGAGCAAGGACUCUGUUCCUAAAGCAGGAAGCCCCGUGGAGGAUUCUAGUUCCAUCAUGGUCCACCCUGGAGAAAUAUCAGAGACCAAGACCCCUCCAACCCAUCUAGGAAGGCAGGGCUCUCCUGGCCAGCUGUGCGUGAAGCCUCGCACCCCCGGGCAUGGUCUGGUCUCCUGGGGUGAGGGCCUGGUCACUGCUCAGGGAGGGACGCUUCCUGGGACAAAGACCUCUGCCAGGGAAGGUGGCCCCGGCUGCAGCCUGACCCUGCCAAAGGCUCGGGCCUCCAGCACUCCCCGGGACAGCAUCCAGCUGGCCAAGCGGCACCACAGCCAGCCCCAGGCCGGCCCUGGGCACUUCAGCCACGUGGUGAGCAUUGAGAUCGGGGCCCUCUCAGCCCUCCGCCCUGCCAGCCCUCCCAAGGCGGAGGCAGAGCUCCGGGAGGAACCGGAGAAGAUGGAGAUGGAGGAGCAGCCCCCAGCAGGGAAGGAGGAGGCCCCCGGAACAGUGCUGGAGGAAGUGGAUUUGGGGAACAAACCGCCCACACCCCCUCUGCACCGGUUUCCUUCCUGGGAGAGCCGAAUCUACGCGGUGGCCACGUCAGGUAUGCGGCUGUCGGAGGUGUCUGCCAGAAGUAACACCACAUGCUGCGCCUCUAGCCCUCCUGUCCUCGGGUCCCCGGGGCCUUUCUCUGGCCUUGUCUACAAGAAUGUCACCGUGCCUGUCUACACAGCCCUGAAGGGGAGAGCCACACAGAUCAGCACGGUGCCUUUUGUGGACGAGUCCUCUGGGUCUGACGAUGACUGCAGCUCCCAGGCGAGCUUCCGAACUUCAGUGUCCUGCUCUGAGUCCAGAAGGACCAGUGGACUGGGCAGCCCCCGGGCCAUCAAGAGAGGCGUCUCCAUGUCCUCGCUGAGCUCCGAGGGCGACUACGCCAUCCCCCCAGAUGCCUGCUCCCUGGACAGCGACUACUCAGAGCCUGAGCACAAACUACAGCGCACCUCGUCCUACUCCACCGAUGGGCUGAGCCUGGGCGGGGAGUUGCUGGAGAAGUCAGGCUACCUGCUGAAAAUGGGGAGCCGGGUGAAGACAUGGAAGAGGCGCUGGUUUGUCCUGAGACAGGGACAGAUCAUGUACUACAAGUCUCCGAGUGACGUCAUCCGGAAACCUCAAGGUCAAGUGGAACUGAAUUCCCGUUGCCGAAUUGUCCGAGGAGAGGGUGCACAGACAUUCCAGCUCAUCUCUGAGAAGAAAACCUAUUACCUGACGGCCGAUUCACCCAGCCUGCUGGAGGAGUGGAUCCGAGUCCUGCAGAGCCUGCUGAAGGUCCAGACCAUUGGGCCUUCAGCCCUGCCACAGGGUGGCACCAAGCCCACUGUGAAGGGCUGGCUGACCAAGGUCAAGCAUGGGCAUUCCAAGCUGGUCUGGUGUGCUCUUAUCGGAAGAACCUUCUACUACUAUCGAAGCCAUGAGGACAAGCGACCCCUGGGCCGGCUGCCUGUGCGGGACUCGCGCAUAGAGGAAGUGGAUCGAUCCUGUGACUCAGACGAGGACUAUGAGGCCGGAGGAACCGGGCGGUUGCGUUCCUCCCACUGCACCCUGGUGAUCCAUCCCCCGGAGCACAGCCCCACCUACCUCCUCAUUGGCACCAAGCAUGAAAAGGAUACAUGGCUUUACCACCUCACAGUGGCUGCAGGUGGCAGCAGUGCAAAGGUGGGCACGGCUUAUGAGCAGCUCAUUGGAAAGCUGAUGGAUGGUGAGGGAGACCCAGACUCCCCUCUCUGGAGGCACCCCAUGCUGUGCUACAGCAAAGACGGCCUGUACACCUCCCUCACCACGCUGCCCUCCGAGGCCCUGCAGACGGAGGCUCUCAAGCUCUUCAAGUCCUGCCAGCUGUUCAUCAACGUGCCGGUGGAGGCCGCCUCAGUGGACUACCAUGUGUCCCUGGCACAGACAGCACUGCAGGUCUGCCUGGUUCACCCUGAGCUGCAGAGCGAGAUCUACUGCCAGCUCAUGAAGCAGACUAGCUGCCGCCCGCCACAGAAGUACUCCCUUGUGCAGUGCUGGCAGCUCCUGGCUCUGUGCGCCCCGCUUUUCCUGCCUCAGCACCACUUCCUCUGGUACGUCAAACAGCAGCUCCAACGCCAUGCAGACCCCAGAAAUGAAACUGGCCAGUACGCCACGUACUGCCAGCGGGCCGUGGAGCGGACGCUGCAGACCGGGGAGCGGGAGGCCAGGCCGUCACGCAUGGAGGUGGUGUCCAUCCUGCUGAGGAACCCUUUCCACCACUCCUUGCCCUUUAGCAUCCCCGUGCACUUCGCCAACGGGACAUACCAGGUGGUGGGUUUUGACGGCUCGUCCACAGUGGACGAGUUCCUCCAGCGGCUGAACCAGGAGGCGGGCAUGAGGACGUCGUCCCACUCCGGCUUUGCCCUCUUCACAGAUGACCCUUCCGGCCGGGACCUGGAACACUGCCUGCAGGGGAGCGUCAAGAUCUGCGAUGCCAUCUCCAAGUGGGAGCAAGCCCUGAAGGAGCUGCACUCUGGAAAGUCUGAGGGUGGCUCACGUGUCGUGAAGCUGAUAUAUAAGAACAGGCUGUACUUUCGGAGUCAAGUCAAAGGGGAGACAGAGCGAGAGCGGCUGCUGCUGGCCUCCCAGGCUAGCGGAGAGAUAGUGGCGGGGAGGUUUCCUGUCAACAAGGAACUGGCUCUGGAGAUGGCCGCCCUGAUGGCCCAGGUAGAGUAUGGGGACUUGGAGAGGCCCGUCCUGCCAGGCCCUGGGGUCACACCCCCUGCCAAGGCUCAGCAUCUUCUACAGCAGGUCCUAGAUAGGUUCUACCCAAGGCGCUACAGACACGGGGCCCCCCCUGAACAGCUGAGGCACCUGGCAGAUCAGCUGACCACAAAAUGGGCAGCCCUGCAAGGCUGCUCCUCUUCUGAGUGCAUCCGCAUCUACCUGACGGUGGCCCGGAAAUGGCCCUUCUUUGGUGCUAAGCUCUUUGCUGCUCAGCCUGCAGAGCUGUCUUCCAAGGAGAACGCUCCAGUGUGGAUUGCUGUGAACGAGGAUGGUGUCAGCAUCCUGGACCACAACACGAUGCAAGUGCACGUGACUUAUCCCUAUGCUUCGGUGAUGACUUUUGGCGGCUACCGGGAUGACUUCAUGCUUGUGAUUAGAUCCAUUCCAGACCAGGGCUCUGGAAGAAGCCACAUUGAGAAGCUGAUCUUCCGAAUGGCUGCUCCCAAGAUUGCAGAGGUGACCUUCUUCGUGGCCAGCUACAUGAACCACUGCUCCACAGCUGUGAGCCCACCCACUAACCCGCCGGCUGCCUGCCAGCCUUGGGAACUGGAUGCGCGGCACUUCUUCGCUUCUGUUCCCCGCACUGCCAAGGGGCCAACGUUGCUGUGACUGUUUCUCCUGCCCCUUUCCCCACCCCCACCUGGUGCCUCUGGGAUGAGAGAGAUGCAUCCUGGGGUGCGAUGCUACUGUGAUGGGUCUCACAGGCCUCCCCCACCCUCGCCCCUGUUUGUUCUGUGAAGUGUGUAUAUCAGUGUCCAUGGAGCCUUUUACUCUCUAGGUGCCUUAUAACGUUUCAGGGCCAACCUUUACAAAUCCAGACCCAGUAGAAAAACCACUCUUUUUUCCCCUCAAGGAUACUAAGCCCUGGAUGCUGCCUGAUUCUAGACACAGAGAGAGAUGGCCCACCGCUACCGGUUACUGAGGGCAUCAGUGCUCUAGGUCAGGUUUUUGCACUGAUACACUCAGGGAGACCACUCUUUCUUAGCCAGAUAUGGUCCUUAUGUGGGGAUGGAUACUUGAAGUUUUCCCAGCAUCCCUCAACAGGAGAGGACUAAAAUUUCUAAUGCCCCCACUCUGACAAGAGCCUAGAACUCACUAAGACUGGACUUCCUUUCCCACAUGGGGAAGGCGUCGGCAGGGCUGGAGGAGAAGUAGCCUCACGGCCCUCCUUCCCCUACCGCAGAUGAGGAGGCGGCGGCGGCGGCGGCGGGGCCCUUUGGGGACAGCUGCACCGACCUCUGCAGGACGAGGCGCAAGCCGGGCUGAGACCAAAGCUCUUCUCCCUCACCCUGGACUGUCAGCACAAUUGGGUACAAGCAAGCAAGGGCAGGGGGUAGGUCCAAUGGAACCGCUCCCUGUCUCAUCUUAACGACUGCACGGGGCUCGGUGGAGGCUGUGCUUACUACUGUAGGACAAAGUGGUUGUCCCUGCUCUUUGAAAGACCAGCAGAUGCGCUCUGCUUUUUGCUGCUCUGUGAGGCCACCCAAGAUGAGUCAGGAACAGAAGAUCCCUCCAGGCUCGUGGGCCUGGAUUUGCUCCCUCAGGAUUUCCAGCGAACCCGCGCUGGGAACCAGUGUGAGGACAGAGCACUCGUCUGUGUUACCUGCCCUGGCCUAAGAGUGUCAGGCCCCCUGCUGAUACGAAUAUCCCCUCUUCCCUGAGUGAGGCCUUCCGUUGAUUGCAGAGGUGACCCGUCUCCACCCUCCCCUAACAGGAAAAACAAAACGAAAGAGUUCAUUCAUACUCUGAUUUUCCAACACUGGAGAAACUGCAUUUUAUUUCAUAGUUCUAAGGCAGUCUUACCAUUUGUCAAUAAAGGCUGAACAAACGAUAUGGAUUUAGCAGUAGCAUCCAAGAACCAGGCCUUUAACCCCAACAAAGUGUGUGUGUGUUGCACACUGCAAGAACUGCAAGGCUGGAACUGGUUUACUGGAACACCUUAGUGGCUGUAAGCUUCUGCUUUCUCACUCUACACCAACAGGCAUGACGAAAAAAGCAGCACAUCCGAGUGUCGGCCUCUUUUAAACAAACUUGACUUUGCCAGGCUGGCAAUUUUAUAGCUGUCUCCCAUUUCUGUUCCUGCCCUUCCCCCAGGAUUUGGGAUUUAGCUGAGACAUUUCUACCUCAACAGGUGACAUGUCCCAUGUCCCUGCAGGCUCCUGAAUAACCCUUCCAGGGCUGGUAUAAAAGGCAGAAAUUACAGCUCUGGUUUUGUAAGAUCUUGAGUGGCUCUAAAGCAAAUAAGAAUAUUAUCAUCUACCCAGGAAUUAAAAAAAAAAAAAAAUCCCAAAGAAAAAGUAAGCAAGACUGGAGCUGUGUUCAUAUUGAAUUUGGGGAUCCAGCUAUUCCCCCCGCCCCAUCUUCUUCCCAGCCCUUCAGGAAUCCUGCCCUAAUUCGUUAAUUUUACACAGAAGAAACUGCCAUGUAAACAGAGGCUUCUGUAGUACACGUCUGGCCUUUAACAUGUCUGGAAACCAGAGUCAAAUUUCUGUCUGGCUUUUUGUCUCAUCCCUCUUGGCAAAAAGUUUUUGAAACCAUAGACAAUGCUGAGUAACGAGAGUAUUAAUGUGCUUAACCCCCGUGACUGAAAUGCCAUGAUCAAGUCUGUCAAUAAAAAGCAGCUGCCUGAA
Phacochoerus africanus (Common warthog) is the source of this 6339-nucleotide messenger RNA. It is a transcript of the gene PLEKHH1, whose product is annotated as pleckstrin homology, MyTH4 and FERM domain containing H1. The coding region runs from base 245 to 4318 and encodes 1357 amino acids. The record is from RefSeq and is a predicted model, not a curated record. Lineage: Eukaryota; Metazoa; Chordata; Mammalia; Artiodactyla; Suidae. Gene Ontology annotation, cellular component: cytoskeleton. The transcript has 29 exons.